AUGACUGCCGCGUCUGAUGCUACCUCUUCCUCUGCCUCCAUGCAGCUGCCUCCUUCGCCGACUGGUUCUGGACUUUGCCGACUACAUGGUGACCACUGGCACUGUCACGCUUCUUCUACCGCUGCCGUCGAUACCGUGACAGCGUCUGGUGCCGGGUCGUGCCAGCCGCACGAUGAUCACUGGCAUUGUCCCUCCGGCGUGUCCCAGCCCGCUACGCCUCCCGCGCAGACUCAGCCCGGGGCCUCGCCAACUACAGGCGACGACGAGCACGACCAUCACGGCCCGGGAAAGGAGUGUACUCCCGAAGGCGACCACUGGCACUGCCCGACUGGCCUCUCCGCACCGACUGACCCUCCUACACCGGUUGCCUCCACCACAGCCGCCAGGCCAUCCAUCUCGGGGAUCACUGCUGCAGCUAGCGCCACAGCUUCCAAGGCCCAGGGCAAUAGCCGGCCCAGCUUCUUUGGAUACGCCGGCGCGGCGGUUGCGGCGUCUGUGGGGGCUUUUCUGCUGGGAACAGUGACGACUUGA
This is a messenger RNA of Ustilaginoidea virens, 531 nucleotides long. RefSeq lists its product as uncharacterized. The record is from RefSeq and is a predicted model, not a curated record. The coding region runs from base 1 to 531 and encodes 176 amino acids. Lineage: Eukaryota; Fungi; Ascomycota; Sordariomycetes; Hypocreales; Clavicipitaceae. The transcript is spliced from 2 exons.